GGGGCGCGGGCGGCCAGGUGGCGGGUGCACUGUCUGAGCGCUCCUUGCAGCAGAGCUGCACGCCUCCAAUCCCGGCCGGUGAUCGCCCUCGCUCUCCUCCCUGUCCCCAUGUCGAGGACGGAGCUGAUCCAGAAGGCGAAGCUGGCCAAGCAGGCCCAGCGCUACGAGGACAUGGCCACCUUCAUGAAGGCCGCGACGGAGCAGGGCGCCGAGCUGGCGGAGGAGGAGCGCGGCCUGCUCUGGGUGGCCUACAGGCGCGUGGUCUCGAGCCGCAGGGCCGCCUGGAGGGUCAUCUCCAGCAUCGAGCGGAAGACCGACGCCUCCGACCAGCAGCUGCGAGUGACCAAGGACUUCCGGGAGACGGUGGAGUCCGAGCUGAGGGGCAUCUGCACCACGGUCCUGGAAUUGCUGGAUCAGUAUUUACUAGCCCACGCGACGAAUCCGGAGAGUAAGGUCUUCUAUCUGAAAAUGAAGGGAGAUUACUUCCGGUACCUGGCCGAAGUUGCACCUGGGGAUGACCGGAAACAGAUGAUAGAUCAUACCCAAGGAGCUUACCGAGAGGCUAUGGACAUAAGCAAGAGAGAGUUGCAGCCCACACACCCCAUUCACCUGGGGCUGGCUCGUAACUUCUCUAUCUUUUACUAUGAGAUCCUUAAUGACGCCCAGCUUGCCUGCGCACUGGCCAAGACGGCUUUUGGUGAAGCGGUUGCAGAACUCCAUAAGCUGAAAGACCCGCACAAGGACAGCAUCCUCAUCUUGCAGUUGCUUAGAGACAACCUCAUACUAUGGACACCAAACAGUGCAGGAGAAGAAGGUGAUGCGGCUGAAGGAGCCAAAAACUAACCGCAGACCGAGUGCCAUCCUCCCUCCCUCCAGAAGCCUUUGUGCACAUCUCCAUCCCUGGCUCCAUGUGGGUUUCCUAGAGCAACGGAAGCCAUUCGUGUGUAUGGACUCAACGGUGUGUAGACUUUUCACACUGCGGCUGUGGGAAAAUUCCGUUCCUUGAUCUGCGUUUGUCUUGGCCUUCUCGGUGUGCGGUUACUGCUGUAGAAAAGUAUGAAUGGCUCCAUUUCACAUAAACACAAAUAACUUCCAAACGCUUACAUAGAGGACUAAAAAUGUAUUUGGUAUUUAAGGAAUCAGAACCAGUUCUGCAAGUGACUGUGUUUUGUAUUACUGUGAAGAUCUCAAAAUGGAGUUGAUUACAAUUGAAAGAGGGUUUUACAUAACUUCUUAAUUUCUACAUUCCCUCCCUUACCGGAUUCCUUUCGGUGAGCAAGUUUCCAUGUUCUUAAUGUGUUCCUUUUUGGCAGGAAUCUGGAUGUACUAGAUGGAAUGGGAAGGUAUUUGGCAUUCUGGGCUGCUGGUCACCAGUUGAAAUGCCUCCUGUGUCACACAUGGUGGAAGUCUUUGUUGCAACAGGGGGUUUCCUUAGUCAUUCUUCAUUUGCUGCUGUUUCAGUUGACAACUUCCUUUCCUAAUAAAAACUCACUUACAAAAAAAAA
Messenger RNA from Pipistrellus kuhlii (Kuhl's pipistrelle), 1505 nucleotides. Its product is annotated as 14-3-3 protein theta-like. Gene Ontology annotation, biological process: signal transduction. Lineage: Eukaryota; Metazoa; Chordata; Mammalia; Chiroptera; Vespertilionidae. Gene Ontology annotation, cellular component: cytoplasm. The transcript has a single exon. The coding region runs from base 109 to 843 and encodes 244 amino acids. The record is from RefSeq and is a predicted model, not a curated record.